This is a messenger RNA of Gymnodraco acuticeps, 1707 nucleotides long. It is a transcript of the gene dck, whose product is annotated as deoxycytidine kinase. Gene Ontology annotation, cellular component: cytoplasm; mitochondrion. Lineage: Eukaryota; Metazoa; Chordata; Actinopteri; Perciformes; Bathydraconidae. Gene Ontology annotation, biological process: nucleobase-containing compound metabolic process. The record is from RefSeq and is a predicted model, not a curated record. The transcript is spliced from 7 exons. The coding region runs from base 104 to 907 and encodes 267 amino acids. Gene Ontology annotation, molecular function: ATP binding; deoxycytidine kinase activity.
GCACCAGACCGCCACUUCCUGACAGGGUUACCGCCAAACUUUAAACAACAAGCUGUAGCUAUCACCGCUCUGAUUAACAAGCAGGUUUAUUAAUCUGCAGAAAAUGUCUUUAACUCCAAAGAGGCCGUGUCCCGACUCAAUAGACGACACUAUGAACAACUCCAUGGAGAAGAGGAUACGCCGGAUAUCAAUUGAGGGAAAUAUUGCGGCGGGCAAAUCUACCUUUGUGCGGCUUUUGGAGCAGGAGAGCGGGGACUGGGAGGUGGUACCAGAGCCAAUCGCCAGAUGGUGCAAUGUCCAAACAAAAGGCAGUGACUUUGAGGAGCUGACCACCUCUCAGAGGAGUGGGGGGAAUGUGUUGCAGAUGAUGUAUGAGAAACCUGAGAGGUGGGCCUACACCUUCCAGAGCUACGCCUGCAUCAGCAGAGUGCGCGCUCAGAUCACGUCGGCCAAUGGGAAGCUGCGAGAAGCCGAGAACCCUGUGCAGUUCUUCGAGCGCUCCAUCUACAGCGACAGAUACAUCUUUGCAGCCAACCUGUAUGAGAGCGAGUGCCUGAACGAGACGGAGUGGUCCAUCUAUCAGGACUGGCACGGGUGGCUGCACAGCCAGUUUGGAAAGCACAUAGAGCUGGACGGUAUCAUCUACCUCAGAGCGGCCCCGGAGAAAUGUUUACAGCGGUUGCAUCUGAGAGGCAGAGAAGAAGAGCAAGACAUCCCUCUGGAGUAUCUGGAGAAACUCCACUUCAAGCACGAGAGCUGGCUGCAGCACAAGACCAUGAGAACGGAUUUUGAGUAUCUCAAUGAUGUGCCCGUUCUGACCAUAGAUGUAAAUGAAGACUUUAAAGGAAACAACAGCAAGAGCGCUGACAUGAUUGAGAAGGUCAAGGAGUUUUUGAGCACUUUGUAGAAUUCAACUGAUGAUAGAGAUUUAAUUUGCAGCUCAAAGAAGAGAACCUGGAUGGAGUUUUGUAUAAUGAUGAAAUGUAUCAACAACUUAUUUUUCUACCCCCUACAAUCCCCAUUAAUGUUCUGACAUGUGGUGUUUUUCUAAAAAGACGUUUUUAUUACUGUUUUCUUACAUUUUUGGUGUAUUUAUAAAUAUUUUGUGUGCAUAUGCAUGCCUGUUGGUCCUUACAAAUGACAAUUAACUUGACAUACUUUAUUAAUUUGUGUGUUUCCUUGUCUAAUAUAUACUGUAGAAAUAAGUCCUAAGAAGAAAGUAUUUUUUCAAAUUAAAAUCAUUUUAGUUUAUUUAAACAUCCAAACCCAGGGUUUAUUGAUUUUCAAAAUAAAAGAUUGUAAUAGCUGGCCUUUAUGGCUCUGACUGGAAUCUUCUCAAGUCUUCCAGAAGAUGUCGCCAGUCCCCAUAAUGCACUGCUGUCAGCUAUUUCAGACUGCUGAGCUUGCUUUUACCUGGCAGCUUUAAUGGAAUUGUUUUAAGCUACCUGAAAUAGGUGCCUUCCUUCACCUAUGGCGCCGUGUAUGUAUGUGUGUACAUAUUUAAUAUACAUAUCACAAUGCAAAGCAAUGUGUAACGCCUAACCCAUUAAAAACGUGUUUAAAAUCAACAAUAACUAGUUUAGUUAGUAUGUGAUCGAUAUACCAACUGAAUACACAUCAGCAUUUAUUCAUAGGUUGAAUCUUGAUAUAAACUGUACUUUACAAAUAAACGGGGUCCACGCUGAUGGAAUUCUCCGUCCAAACAAA